AUGGCUGCUCGUAAGGAACUUUACAUCUAUGUCUUUGGCGACCAGACCUAUGACAGCACGGAAGCGUUGCGCAGUCUCAGCCAAACACACAAUGACCCCCUGCUUAUGGACUUCAUCGAACGCAGUUGCGCCGUGCUCAAGCGCGAAAUCGCACAACUGCCCUCAGCACAACAAUCGCGAUGCCCUCGCUUCGCCAAAAUCGUAGACUUACUGUCACAAUCCCGCGCAGGCGCCCUCAACCCCUGCAUAUCCCAGGCUUUGACCUGUAUAUCCCAGUUGGGCCUCUUUAUUCGCCAGCACAGCAGUGGCUGCCAAAUAUACCCAACUCCCGAGCAGUCAUGCCUUGCAGGUGUAUGUACGGGUGCGCUUGCUGCAGCGGCAGUGAGCUGUGCUCACAGCGUGUCCAGCUUGGUGGAGCCUGCUGUUCACGCCGUGGCUAUUGCCGUUCGUCUCGGAGCUCUUGCUUGGGAUGUUUCUAGCAGAAUCGACAACGACGAUGAGAACUCAGGAGGCUCUGCCAGCGAAUUCGCCGCUUGGUCAUAUGCUGUUGCAAGCUCAAGUCCUAAAGCCCUUGCCGAUGCUUUGAAGCAGUACGCUGCCGAGACUAGGCUUCCAAUUGUUUCCGUUCCCUACAUCUCAGCGAUCGUGGGGCCAACCCAAACAACUAUUUCCGGGCCCCCGGAUAUUGUUACCGAUUUCCUGGCUUCACCAAUGGGAAAGGGCGUUGCGCCAACCUGUAAAAUUCUCCCUAUCGCGGCUCCGUACCACUCAGCACUCCUCUACAGCGAACGAGUUAUCGAUCAAGUCUUGUCGGUUCUACCCAAGAGCAAUCUGCCUCGCAGUAGAAUUCCGGUAGUUUCCACUGGCGCCGACUGUCAAGAAGUUAUCAGCCGCUCCACUCUUCGCCACCUUCUCGAGGAGGCGGUGCGAGACUGUCUUCAGCGGCAAAUGGCCUUGGACCGGCUCCCCGAACGUCUUGCCCAGCACGUCAAGCAUGCUUCAAAGUCUGUUUCUGGAAUGAAGACAGAAGUGAUCAUCCAGCCAAUUGCCUGCAAAGACACAGCGCGACUAGGGCCUACCCUCCGCGGCCAGUUGCCCACAGACAUGUACUCUGUCAGGGAGGCUUCGCAUCACUCUAUUGAAAUUACUGCUUUUGAUUCGGCAUUGGGAGCAAAUGAAGGAGUUUCAAAGCCCCCCAUUGCCAUCCUGGCUGCUUCCGGCAGGUUUCCAGGUCGCGCUGACACGAUGGACGCCUUCUGGGACAUUCUUAUUCGUGGCGUCGACACCCACGAGAUGGUCCCUUCUUCUCGUUGGAGCUCCUCGGCUCAUGUUGGAGACACCAGCAAAAAGAACGUUUCAGGAGUCGGCUUCGGCUGCUGGUUGCACCAGGCAUCUCAAUUCGACAUUACCUUCUUCAACAUGUCUCCGCGAGAGGCUUCCCAGGUUGACCCCGCUCAACGCCUGGCUCUUUUGACAACGGCCGAGGCUCUUGAGCAGGCAGGCAUUGUGCCUGACCGUACGCCGUCUACUCAGAAGCACCGCGUGGGCGUUUGGUUUGGGUCUACCAGCAACGACUGGAUGGAGACAAACAGCGCACAGAGCAUCGACACUUACUUCAUUCCAGGUGGCAACCGUGCCUUCAUUCCUGGCCGCAUCAACUACCACUUUAAGUUCCGUGGGCCUAGCUACACCAUUGAUACCGCCUGUAGUUCCAGUCUCGCAGCUUUGCACCUGGCAUGCAACGCGUUAUGGGGAGGAGAGGUUGACACGGCCAUUGUGGGCGGCACCAAUAUUCUGACGAACCCCGACAUGACGGCUGGCCUGGACCGAGGCCAUUUCCUCUCUCACACGGGCAACUGCAAGACGUUCGAUGAUAGUGCUGAUGGCUAUUGCCGCGGUGAGGCCGUUGUCACUAUCAUUCUGAAGAGACUAGACGAUGCUAUGGUAGACAAGGAUCCGAUCCAGGCCUGCAUUCGCGGCAUUGCGACCAACCACAACGCUGAGGCAGAGUCUAUCACAAGACCUCACUCCGAGGCUCAGGUGGAGCUUUUUGAGCAUCUUCUCGCGGAGGCAAACAUCAGCCCCAUCGACAUUAGCUAUGUCGAGAUGCAUGGUACAGCCACUCAGGUCGGAGAUGCGGCCGAAACCACCUCUGUCGUGACAACGCUAUCCCCUUUCACGGCGCGGGGAUCAUCCGUCCGACCUGCGACACAUCCUCUUCACAUUGGUGCUGUGAAGUCAAACGUGGGACAUGGCGAGGCUGCUGCAGGCGUCACGAGUCUGGCCAAGGCGCUGAUGAUGAUGAAGCACUCCACCCUUCCGCCCCAUGCCGGGAUCAAGACCAAGGUCAAUCACAGACUGCCUGAUCUGCCAUCGCGUAACACCCACAUUGCAAUGGAACCAACUGAAUGGCCCAGGCCUCAGAAUGGCAAACGCAGGAUUUUACUGAACAACUUCUCCGCUGCUGGAGGCAACACCGCCAUGAUUCUGGAAGACGCACCCGUCCCCCGCAAGGUCGAGACCCGGGACCCGAGACAGCACCACAUUGUUGCCAUUUCUGCAAAGACUCCAGAUUCUCUGGUUUCCAACUUACGAAACAUGAUACAGUGGCUUGAUGGUCCCGCAUCACAUUGGGAUAUCAACCUUCUUCCCAAGCUUUCUUACACGACUACCUCUCGCAGGAUACACCACCGUCACAGAGUUGCGAUCCCUGCCGCCAGUCUCAAGCAGCUCAGGUCCUCUUUACAGAGAUACCUAGACUGGAGAACCAGGGACAAGAAGAGCGUUCCCAUUCUACCCCGGGGAGCAGACAUCGUGUUCACCUUCACCGGACAGGGCUCUACUCAGACCGGCAUGGGAGCUGAACUGUACAAACGCUUUACGGCAUUCAGGACCGAUGUGCAGCACUAUGACCAUCUAUGCAUCCAAAUGGGAAUGCCAUCGAUUCUUCCUGUCUUUGAGCAAGGAAGCAACUUCAGCAGUGGAUCUCCCACCCUGCUUCAGCUGGCUCAUGUCUGCUAUCAGAUGGCUCUCUGCAGACUUUGGCAAUCAUUCGGGGUAAGGCCUCAGACGGUUGUUGGUCACAGUCUAGGGGAGUAUGCCGCCAUGUACGCCGCCAGUAUGCUGUCUCAAGCCGACGUUAUUUACCUUGUCGGUAGCCGAGCCAAAUUGAUGGAGGAACACUUCUCAGUUGGCUCCUACAUCAUGCUGGUGGUGCUAGCACCAGAGGCCAACGUCCUCGCGGCAUUGCCAGAAUCCGCGAAGAAAGACUUCGAGGUUUGCUGCCGCAACGGAAAGCAUAACGUUGUGCUUGGUGGAAAGACUGCUCAGAUGUUGGAGAUCAGAGCCCUCAUUGAGUCGAAAGACAUGCGCUGCCACGUCCUCGACACACCUUUUGGCUUCCACACCUCGCAGGUCGAUCCGAUUCUUGUCCCGUUUUUUGAACUUUCAUCAAAGGUUCGGGUUCGUGACCCCGCUGUUCCCAUUAUCUCCCCGACCCUCAGCGAAGUUCUUCGCAAGUCAUCCGAGUUCGGUGAUGGCUACUUUGUCCGCCACUGCAGGAAUACUGUCAAUAUUCAAGAAGCUUUGAACAUUGCAAAGAGCGAGGGCCUCAUCAACGACAAGAGCAUUGCCGUCGAGAUCGGUCCGGCUCCGGUAGUCUGCCGCAUGGUCAAGGACGUCGUCGGACCCCAGAUGCAAGUAUUCGCUUCUCUGCACAAGGGAGUCGAUACCUGGCAACUACUAGUGGAAGCUAUGGCCGGCAUGUACAUGGCUGGCGUCGACAUCGAAUGGGAAAAGUACCACGAAGACUUCCCAGAGUGUCAAGAGGUCUUGCAGUUGCCAGCCUACGGAUGGACGCUGAAGGAGUAUUGGAUGCAGUAUGUCCACGAUUGGAGUCUUCGCAAGGGCGAUCCGACUGCCAUAUUGGGCCCUGCCAGGUUCCCCCACUCUUCUAUCUACAGAGUGGUGAAGGACACCUUGAGGGGAAGCGCCGCUGGGCAGGUAGUAGUCGAUAUUGACCUUAACUCAAAGGACGUACAUUCUAUGGCUCAGGGACACAAGGUCUACGGUGUUUCGCUGUGCACUCCGUCUGUUUACGCCGAUAUCUCUCUCAUGAUCGGCAAAUACGUCACGCAAGUCACCGGUAUGGCCGUCGAUGAAACGGUCACCGAGAUCGCAGAGAUGCACAUCCAGAGCGCCUUGGUUGCGAACGAUAUUGGCAAGAAACAGAUCCUCCGCACCGAUGCCAAGUUUGACAAGGAGAGCCACACCGUGUUUUGCACCUUCUCCAGCGUGGAUAGCAAGGAUAAGGUCAUCGAGCAACAUGCCAAAUGCAAGAUUCGCUUCUCCCCUGCCGAGGCAGUCAGAUCGGACGCCACCAUUAAGGCGGCUUCGUCAGAUGCAUUGACUCGCUCGAAGGCUCUACAUGCACAAAUCGGAGAGGCUGGAAACACCUUCCGAUUCAGCAAGGCCAUGAUUUACAAGAUGGUCACCCAGCUUGCCGACUUCGAUCCCAAGUACCGUGGUCUCUCUGCGGUCACUCUCAACAACGACACUCUCGAAGCGGCCGGCAUGGUUUCUUUCAAGGGACUUCCCGAUAAUGACACUUGGUUUUCUAACCCGGGGUACCUCGAUGCGAUAUUGCAGCUCGGGGGUUUUGUCAUGAACGCCAACGAGGGUGUAGAUCUGGAGAAGGUGAUCUUUAUCAACCACGGGUGGGGGUCCAUGAAGCUCCUCACUCCCAAGCUUGACCCGAACAUGACUUAUUACUCGUAUGUCAAGAUGACCGAGGGCGAGAGCAACGUGUGGAUGGGAGACGUCAUUGUUUUUGAUGAGAGCUACAGCCUUGUCGGGUUUGUCCGAGGUGUCACGCUCCAAGGGGUUCCCAAGCGACUCAUGCAGUACAUCGUCAACUCGGCCAAUACGAAGGUUUCUGGUAGGGGUGUUUCAUUUGCAGAUGAAGGCGCACCUAUGCAACCAAUUUCACUGUCGCCAACGCUCGAGAGGCAUGCCGACGUUGCCCUAACGACUGCAAUCGACGCUGCCCCUCGGCCGGCUGCUGAUACCCAGAACGGGUCCGCGAACAUGUGGAAAGUCGCUCUCACAAUCCUUUCAGAAGAGAGUGGUAUCAACAAGGGAAGCCUUGAUGAAGAUAUUGCCUUGGCAGACCUGGGCAUCGACUCUCUCCUCUCUCUGGUUAUCUGCGGUCGUAUCCGCGAUGAGCUAGAUAUCGAUCUGCCUGAGCGAGCCCUCUUUGUUGAGUGCAACACCGUUGGCGAUGUCAAGCUGCGGAUUUGUGGACUGGAGCUGGUUUCGCCUGUGUCUUCGCCGACAAUGUUUACAGACAGUGAUUCUGCCUCCGUGGACUCAGAGUCGCCGGUUCUGGUAGAGAGACUCUCGCCCAUUCUGGACAUGAACACUGAAGAUGCGUGCCCCCCUCCAGCAUCGUCUCGCGACCAGGUGUCUAUCCUAGACUUACAGAAAAACAUCAUCAAGCUGAAGGCCGCACCGAUUCCACCCGCCCGGUCCAUGUAUCUACAGGGCUCUCGGAAGAGGUCCACUCAGACGCUCUUCUUGUUCCCUGAUGGCUGCGGUGCUACUACGUCUUACCUCACUCUUCCGGCCAUCUCCCCGACCACGGGACUUGUGGCGUUCAACUCGCCGUUCAUCAGGACUCCAUCUCGCAUGUACGACCACAACCUCCAAGAAGUACUCAACUCAUACCUCGCUGGUCUCCGCAACCGUCAAGAGAAGGGCCCUUACCACCUCGGAGGGUGGUCGGCCGGCGGAAUUCUCGCCUUCGCUGUUGCCUCACAGCUGAUAGUCGCGGGUGAAAAGGUCGCCUCACUGACCUUGAUCGAUUCGCCACCACCCAAUAGCGGGUUGGACUGCCUGCCAGACAGGUUUUACGAGCAUUGCACAAAGGUCGGCAUCUUCGCCAACGAAAUGCGGCGGGGUGCCGAUGACGCUCCGCCGCCCGACUGGCUGAUGCCGCACUUUCGUGCCUCGACCCAGUUGCUCAAUGACUACCAUGCCCCUCCGUUGUCACCUUCUGGCGCAAGGGGACUGCAAGUCAACAUUAUCUGGGCGGGCAAGUGCGCAUUUGACGGUAUCCGCUACCCAAAAAUCCCCCCGCCCAAGGAAGGGGAGGUGGAUGUGGAAGACAUGAAGUUCCUCACGGAACGCAGGAAGGAUUUUGGGCCUGGGAAGUGGGCUGAGCUGUUCCCUGGGGCAAAUAUCACCAGUAGAGUUGUGUGGGGUGAACAUCACUUUAGCAUGAUGCGCGGAGAGGGCGCUGAAAGACUGGUAGAACUUGUGAGAGAUGGUUUGGGGAGAGCUUCUUCUGCAUAA
Colletotrichum graminicola M1.001 is the source of this 6351-nucleotide messenger RNA. RefSeq names its product beta-ketoacyl synthase domain-containing protein. NCBI's taxonomy places the organism in Eukaryota, Fungi, Ascomycota, Sordariomycetes, Glomerellales, Glomerellaceae. The record is from RefSeq and is a predicted model, not a curated record. Gene Ontology annotation, molecular function: fatty acid synthase activity; 3-oxoacyl-[acyl-carrier-protein] synthase activity. Gene Ontology annotation, biological process: secondary metabolite biosynthetic process; fatty acid biosynthetic process. The transcript is spliced from 6 exons. Bases 1 to 6351 code for a protein of 2116 amino acids.